AUGUCUGAUAAAAAUAAAUCGAAUAAACAAUCCGCAGAUCCUGAAUUGGAUGAUCUUUUAAGUAAUGCUCUAGGAGACUUUGACCGAUUAUCCGUAACAAAUGAACAAAAACAAGACCAAACAGCGAGUUCGACAUCAAAAGAGGUAACAAAAGACCUGGAAAAAUCUCCAGAACCACUGAUUGAUGAAAUGUGGUCACAAGAAUUUAUUAAUCAAACGGCUUCACAGUUUCAAAAAAAUUUGCAAAAAAUUAUCCAAAAUGGGAGUGACGGCGAUUUCAAUGCAUCAUUGGCGAAAAUGGCGCAAACAGUAGCAGAAUCCAUGGCUUCAACUUCCGGAGCUGAUGGCGAGUCUGCUGCUGAUAUCGGUGAUAACUUGGAUUUCCAAGCGGCUAUUGCUCAAGCUUUCAAAGACAUACCACACCCCACUGAAGAGAUGAAGGCUUCUGGAUCUGGUUUCAACGAGACCGAACUAUUAUCGAUGUUCGGACAGCCAUCAGACGAAUCUGGUGGGGAUAUAUUUCCUUUUAUGCAAGGGAUGAUGCAGUCUUUAUUGUCUAAAGAAGUAUUGUAUCCACCAUUGAAGGAUUUAGUCGAUAAAUAUCCCGAUUGGCUAGAUGAAAAAAAAAGUAAUCUUGCCGCAGCCGAUUUCGAAAGAUAUACGAGGCAAUUUCUCCUCAUGCAAAAAGUAUGUAAGGAAUUAGAGACUGAGAAAAGCGAUGAUGCUGACGAAGUCAAAAAAUCACGCUUUGACAAAGUCCUGGAUCUUAUGCAUGAGAUGCAGACAUGCGGGCAACCACCAGAUGAUUUAAUUGGUGAGCAAACGGGUUUAUUUCAGUUGGACGAUAUGGGUAAUCCUGUAUUGCCACCGGGUGUUGAUCCCUCAAAUUGUUGUAUAAUGUAA
This is a messenger RNA of Cotesia congregata, 903 nucleotides long. The record is from the annotation of a GenBank genome assembly. NCBI's taxonomy places the organism in Eukaryota, Metazoa, Arthropoda, Insecta, Hymenoptera, Braconidae.